Molecule: messenger RNA, 5234 nt
Organism: Caenorhabditis angaria
Lineage: Eukaryota; Metazoa; Nematoda; Chromadorea; Rhabditida; Rhabditidae
Source: the annotation of a GenBank genome assembly
AUGUACAUGAGUGAGUAAAUAAUACAAUAACCAAAAAAUAAAAAACAAUGAUGUGCUUAAAGGCGGCACUUAUCAUUUUACUCAAUUAUUUUAGUUUUUCAACAACUAUUUUUUUUUGAAUUUAUGAUUAAAACUGAAACUGAAAAACUAAAAAACUAUUCUAAUUAACAUUGGUUACUCGGUAAAAUUGUUAUCAGGAAAAAAACUUUUUAAUCCUAUUGGAAAUAGCUGACAUUUGAAAAAAUAAAAAAAUAAAAUAGAUUUUAGUCUUCGAUCAAAUAGAAGUCAUUUAAAAAUGUGUCUCCUAUGAAAUGAUUUGUCAUCAGUUAGUUGGGCGAACUUAUCAAAGUUGUCUUUUAAAACAUGUCGUUCUCCCAAAAAAAAGAAAAAUAUUGAAAAUUCAUGUUUAUCAGAAAAAAUAUGGAAAUGGAAGAGAGGAAAAUCGAAUCAAUUUGCUUUUUUGAUAAGAGUCGAGAAAGAGGCGGUCAUUUUCGGAAUGCACCCCAGAAUUCUUUUUUUUUGAUAACCAGAAGAAAAUUGCGAAUUAAUUGUGAAAAUUAUCAACACACGAAACAGAAGUCAGUAAAUAUUUUCUAAAUAAUUUAGGAAAAUUUGGAGGAAUGUUUCUUAUGUUAGUAUGAGAUUAAUUUGAAGGUGAAGGUCGUGACAUUUUCAGAGUAAUUUAAUCGCGUUAUCAGCUGGUUUUUCUCUUUUUUUGUAUAGUAGAAUACUAUUAUUAUUUUUCCAAAUCAAGGAAUUUUUGGAAUUUCAAAGUACACAGUACAAUUUUUGUUUUUGCGUAUGUACUUCUCUUGGAAACCGAGAGUUACUGCGGUUUUCGGGGAUAUUGUUUUGGUUUUUUCAGAGAAAUUUUCAGGCAAAAAUAUAAGUAGAAAAGAUUCGGCCUUCGAAUUUCGGCGAUCGAACUUUGUCUCUGCAAAUUUUAGAGAAUUUGCAAAUUUAUAAGUUUUCAUAAAAGUUAUGAGGUGGCAGAAAAUUGUGUUUCCGAAAGUUUAUUUUUAAAAUUAUUUGUUUUAUUUAAAAAAAACGGCUCUAUCGCAAUAUAUGGGUCCCAUGGAAAUAUAUGGGUCCGUAAAAAAUAUAGGGGUCCGAAAAAACAUAUAAGGGUCCCUCAGAAAUAUAAGGGUCCGUAAAUUUUUUUAUGGGUCCCAAAAAAAUAAAAGGGUCCGUGAUUUUUUUCAUAGGUCUGAUUUUUUUGAUUUUUGGAGCAAAAAAUGUGUGGUUUUUAAAAUUUUCAAGUGUUUUGUUGUAAAUUUCUUGAUUUUUUGACGAUUCUUUGUAUUUUCGGGGGGUUUACUAAGCCUAAGCCUAAUUAUGAAGCUGAAAAGCCAAAAAUAGAGUUACCAGAGGAUUCAAAAUUUCUCUAUUAUUUUAGGCUUAGGCUUAGUAAACCCCCUAGAAAAAUACUGACUGGCUAAAAAAAAUGUGAAAAAAUUACAAAAAAUCACCAAAAAUAAAUAAUUGAAAUUAGAAAAAAUACAUUUUUUUAUGGACCCUCAAAAAAAAUAACGGACCCUUAUAUUUUUUUGGGACCCAUAAAAAAAUUCACGGACCCUUAUAUUUCUGAGGGACCCUUAAAUGUUUUUACGGACCCAUAUAUUUCCAUGGGACCCAUAUAUUGCGAUAGAGCCAAAAAAACUCAUGUUCCUGGAAUUUUUAGAAAUAAUUUCAGAAAGUUGAAAAUAUUUCAAAACGUGACCUCUUUUUCUCAUUUAUUUUAUUGAAAUUUAAUUUUCAUUUCGAAAAAUUCGAAAAUUUGAAAUUUUUGGAUUUUUUUUUUAAAAUACAGUACUCUCGAUGAUUUUGACAACCUGGAAAUUACUUUUGUUUUUCUGAUUUUUUGUCUUCUAAACUCACAUAAUCCCCGCUGGGAAGUCAAGUGGUUAGGGCUGAACCAUCAUAAUUUGGAUCUGCUUAUUUUUUCCAGAAUUUUUUUCCCGAAAUUGUUUUAUUCUUUUUUCUUUUCCCAAUUUUUGUCACAUGUUUUUUUUCAAAGAUAACUUAUUUUUCUCAUAAGCUUAUCACAUUUUCGAACAUCCCGCGGGAUCAGAAAAUCAUCAUAAUAAACAAAGGUUGUUUGUCUGUACUCUCUUUGGCCUCUUUACUCUCUCACAAUCGAUUAUGCAUGUCUAUUCCUACAACUCAGUCAGCUGGGCAAGCGAGAGAACAAGAGGAGAUUGUGUGUAGUCGCUUCUUUUUUCGUCACAAUUUCUUAUUUUCUUGUCGUAUUUUUGUUGCUCACAUUCACUCAUAUUUAAAACAAAAAGUAUUCAGAAUACAUAUAUAAUCCUAGUGUUGAUAGUUAUUGGUGGCGGCGUUUCAAACGCAGUGUCAAAGUGGUUCGACCGAAACAUCUUCGAGCAUCCGGCGUCGGCUCGAGUGAAAAGUGCGAAGAGCACAACGACGAGCCAACACCGAAAAAAGCAAAAAUGACGUCGUCAUCACCAAAUGUAUCAAAUAAUAUGGAUAGUGCAAAACGAAAACAGCGGAUGAAAAUGCAAAAUAAUUCAAUGUCGGUAGCUGAAAGGCUAAAAUUUACAAGAAAUGUUGGUUGUUCUUAGUGGGAGGUUCGGCUUGAUUUUCUGAAUUUUCAGCACUAUCGAUCCAACGAUUUUUUUGACGAUGAUGAUAUUCUGCAAUAUGUUGAAGAUGGACCAAUUCCGGAACACGAAAUCAAAUUAGCGAAAUAUGAUCAAUCUGCUGUUCGCAUUGUUGCACAAUUUUUGGAUAGUUUAGGAUUGAAGUUAGUUUUUUUUCGAAAUUUCAAAACAAAUAGGUAAAAUUACCAAGAAAGUAUUAAUUCUGAAAAUAUAAUUUAAAUCAUAAUCGCUGGGUAAUUAUUAAUAUACUCAGAUGGUAUAAAUAUAUCUAAAUACCUCUUUUUUAGAGAAACUGUGGACAAACUUGUGGAGGAAAGUGGAUGUACUGUGGAAAAUAGUAAUGCGGCAAAACUUCGCCUAGCAAUUCAUCAAGGGAAAUAUGACUGCGCGCUGCAAUUAAUCGAUAAAUGUUCACCUAAAUAUCUAACCGCUGAAGACAUCGACGAAGCGAAAUUUCAAAUAGAAAUGUUCAAAUUAGCCAAUCUUUUGAAGAAACGUAAGAUAAUUGAUGCGCUUUUCACAAGUCGUGAAAUUGCUGAAAAAAUCCCGAAAGGUCACGAACAUCGAUUCGAAAUUCUGAAUGCAUUUGUGAAAGAAAUGUUUGCGGAGAAACCAAAAUGUGAAAAUGUUCGAAUUGGAGAAAUGCGACAUUCACAAAUAUCUGCAAUUCAAUCGAUUUUACCAACAAGUUUCAUUUUGCCAGCUAAUCGAUUGAGAAAUAUUCUUGCAAAAGGACGUGGAACAACAAAUGAAGAAACAGCUGAAAGUCUUUUGAAAGAGGAUCAAAAACCUGAAACAAAACAUCGAACACAUGAAUGUGUACAAGUUUUGUCAGAUCAUAAUAACGAAGUUUGGAUGGUCAAAUUCUCAUCAGACGGAAAAUAUAUGGCUACCGGUUCAAAAAGUAAUAAUAUCAUUUUAUGGCAGGUAAGAUAUUCAAAAAAGUUCUGCAAAACAUCGAGUUUUGUUUUUAGGUUAAUAAUCAACGUGUAUCUCGACUUCGUCGAUUCGAAGCUGUCACUGAAGGAUAUAUUUCAUGUAUGGAAUGGAGUCCAGGAAAUCAAUAUUUGGCGAUUUGUGGAACUCCUCAAUGUAAAUAUAAUGUGAGUUAAUUUUGAUUUUUUUAAUCUUUAAAUUUCCUGGUUUUUUCGCUUUUAUCUUCUUGAAGAAUAAGUUUUACAAAAAAUUAACAAGCUAGACUCGACAAGACGAUUCGAACCUUAUAUUAAAAUUUAAAAGCCAUCACGAACCAAAAACUGAAAAAAUUUAACUGCAAACACAGCUAUGCAAUAUCACACAAGAAUGAUUUGGUAUACCGUAUACCAAAUUCAUUUUUUGUUCCCUGAAAUUACUUUGAAAGUUUCAAAAUUUUCAGUUAACAAUCUUCGACGUGUUUCAAAAAUGCAUUCAUCGUCAAAUUCGUGUUCAAUCGGGUGGAGUUGAUGAAAUGCUAGGACCCAAUAUGGCCUCAUUUUAUACGUGUUGUGCAUUUUUCAACUCGAAAAUUCAUCAGACUUUGAUUUGUGGAAAUGAACACGGAACAAUGAGGGUUUAUGUGAGUUUUUUUUUUUAAUUUUUUGGUUUUGUGGAAACUCAUUUUGAAAAAAAAAACAAUUUAGAAUAUGAUGGCACCGGAAGAAACGCAUCACGUGAAAACAAUUCGCGGUUUUCGAGUUCGAUGUGUUUAUGGAAUGAAAGAUGGAUCCAGGAUAUUGGCAGCAGAUAGUCAUAAUCGAAUUAGGCAAUAUCGAAUUGAUAAUGAUGAAGAGCAAACAGUUAUAACUGAAGAAGCUGCAAUUGUCACAUUUACUGUACAUCCAUCUGAACAGUUAGUUUUAAAAAAUCACUUUUUUUAAACAAUAAAUAAAUUUAUUUUCAGACUUGUUCUAACUACAACAAAUAUCAAUCUUCGCCUGUGGGAUCUCAAAUCUCGAACAUUGAUUCGUUAUUUUUCGGGUGCUUGUCAACAGGAUCUUUAUAGUCGAUAUGUAAUUCACGCAAGUUUUGGUGGCCUUUUUCAUGGUUUUAUUGCGACUGGUUCAGUUGGAGAUCCAUUUACUGAUGGAAUGUUAACUUCGAUGUCAUCAACAUCAAAAAAAAGAUCUUCAAAUGAUGGAAGAGUUAUUAUUUGGAAUUUGGAUGAAUGUCGACCACUUUUAAAAAUGAAAGGACAUCAUUCACAUGUGAAUGCGGUUUCCUGGAAUCCGACUGAUCCGACGUAAGUAUUUUUCUUCAAAUUGUGAAUGGCGUAAAUUUUAGAAAAUCUAAGUACGUGGAUUGAAAAAUCAUCAUUUUAACGGUUUCUUUGUUUUCAGAAUGUUGGCUAGUUGUUCUGACGAUGGAACAGUUCGAAUCUGGAAACUUGACUCUCAACUCUCCGAAAAACCCUCAAUUUGUUUGCCUCGUCGAAUUCCACGUCAUAAACUUUUCUCACGCGAACAUCGACAAAUGAUGGAAGAUUUGAAAUGGAAAACUCGUGAACGGGAAAAUUCGAAAAAUGGAUCGAGUUCUCGAAAAUCCGGAAAUUAUCCCAUCUUUCAUACGAAUCCAGAAUAUGAGCAACAACUUCUUGAUUUCACUGAUACUCCAAGUGAUGAUUGUAAUAUAGCAUGA